Spinacia oleracea (spinach) is the source of this 1569-nucleotide messenger RNA. RefSeq lists its product as uncharacterized. The record is from RefSeq and is a predicted model, not a curated record. Lineage: Eukaryota; Viridiplantae; Streptophyta; Magnoliopsida; Caryophyllales; Amaranthaceae. The coding region runs from base 1 to 1569 and encodes 522 amino acids. The transcript has 4 exons.
AUGAUUCCACUAGGGUUUGUGCAGAGUGUGAGCACAAAGAUAAAGGUUGUAAAUGGAGAAUUUGGGCUUCAUGGGAGAGAGGAAGAAGAGCAGUAUGCAUUACUCCCAAGGUAUGCAGCUGAGAUACUAAGAAGCAAUCCAGGGAACACAGUGAAGUUGAAGUUGGAUGCAAAUGUGUUUGACAGACUGUAUUUGUGUUUUGAGGCACUUAGGAAAGGGUUCUUGGCAGGAUGCAGACCUUUCAUAUCACUUGAUGGAUGUUUCUUAAAGGGACCAUUUGGGGGUCAAUUGUUAGUAGCAGUAGGGAGGGAUGAAAACAAUCAAAUGUUCCCUUUGGCUUGGGCUGUUUGUGAGGUUGAGAGCACUGACACGUGGAGUUGGUUUCUAGAACUUCUAGCUACUGAUUUAGGCACUAGUGAAGGAGCAGGGUACACAUUCAUGUCUGACCAACAAAAGGGUUUAUUUGCUGCUGUGUCAAAUGUGUUUUCACAAGCUGAAAGUAGGGUGUAUGCAAGGCAUGUGUACUGUAACUUUAGGGGAGUGUUUGGAGGUGGUUUAGAGUACAGAAAACAAUUCUGGACUAUUGCAAAAAGCAACACAGUAAAUCACUUCAAUGAAAACAUUGAAGUAAUGAGGGGUAUUUCACAUGAAGCUGAUGAAGACCUACUGAAAAGGAACUACAAGAAAUGGUGUAGGGCAUUCUACACUCCAUUAUCUUGUUGUGACAGUGUAGACAACAACAUGAGUGAGGUGUUUAAUGCAUACAUCUUGAGUGCAAGGCACAAGCCUAUUAUUACCAUGUUGGAAGAUAUCAGAGAGGGUUUGAUGGAAAGACUGCAUAAGAAAAGAGAUUUCAUUGGGAAAAAGGAGAUAAUGUUGUGUCCUAGAAUCCAAAUUCAGUUAGAGAAACACAAAAUUUGGGCUAGGGGUUGGAAUGCAUAUUGGGAUGGUGGGUUUUGCUAUGGAGUAAGAGAAGGUGCAACACAGGUUAAGUAUGUGGUGGAUCUGAACCAACAUACUUGCAGUUGCAAUGCAUGGCAGACCUACAUGAAGGCAUAUGAAUUUUUGUUAGAGCCUUUAAAUGGUCCUCAAGAGUGGCCUACUUCUGAUAGCAUUGUUGUGGCUCCAAAGGUGAAAAAGGUCAAUGGAAGACCUAAAACAAAGAGGAGAUAUGGUAUUGGAGAGGUAACUGCAUCUGGUAAGCUGGAGAGAACAGGUUGUUCUAUGAAAUGCAGCUUAUGUGGUGUGAUAGGCCACAACAAAAGGGGUUGCAAGAAUGCCCCUAAGCAACAACAACACAGCAACAAUCAUGCUACUGUAGAGCAGACCACACCACAGCAACAACACCCAAGAACCAGUUCAGCUAUAACAAUGCACAAUAGGGGUGUGGGUAUUUAUACCUACCCAAAUGGGUAUCAAAGAAUAGCUACUCCUAUAUCACAACAUUUCCCCACACCACAGAGGCAAAGACCUCCUGCAGCUUUCUAUUCUGAUCAUGGGGGUGAGCAAACCAUCUACUCCUUCCCUGCACAUGACUUCCCAUUGUCACAGACUCAACCAAGUCAAUGA